Messenger RNA from Saccostrea cuccullata (small rock oyster), 1750 nucleotides. Its product is annotated as beta-secretase 1-like. Gene Ontology annotation, biological process: amyloid-beta metabolic process; membrane protein ectodomain proteolysis. NCBI's taxonomy places the organism in Eukaryota, Metazoa, Mollusca, Bivalvia, Ostreida, Ostreidae. Gene Ontology annotation, cellular component: trans-Golgi network; plasma membrane; endosome. Bases 1 to 729 code for a protein of 242 amino acids. The transcript has 6 exons. Gene Ontology annotation, molecular function: aspartic-type endopeptidase activity. The record is from RefSeq and is a predicted model, not a curated record.
AUGGGGCCUCGAUUUACGUAUUUUUUUUUUAAAAAGAAGUUUGAACAACAUAUUGACCAAGAUGUUGAAUUGGGAGGAACCAUUACGUUUGGAGGAGUGGAUCCCACCCUUCACAAUGGCCCUGUAUACUACACAAACAUACACAAACCAUGGUACUAUAAGGUGGUCAUGGUUGAUAAAUCUCCCAAUGCUCCCCCGCUCAGUCUUGGUUUUUGGAAUGGAGGCAUAGACUUAUGCUACAAAGAUGGAGCUAUUCCUUUCAACAUAUUUCCAUUUGUAGCCUUAGAGUUUGCCGAGAAUGAACAACAGUCUUUCAAAAUCAUUGUAGCUCCACAGCAGUACAUUAAAUCUGUUGGGAAAAAAGAUGACAACAACCCAGAUGAAAUAUGUUUCAAGCUUGGUAUUGCAAACUCCACAUCAGGCACAGUGAUAGGAGCAGUGAUAAUGGAGGGGUUUUAUGUGGUCUUUGAUCGACAAAACAAAAGAAUUGGGUUUUCCGACACAACAUGUCCUGCAGUGGCCCAGAUGUAUAACAAAUCACAUGUGUCUGGUCCUCACAAAUUUUCAGGUUCGGUUGAAAACUGUGCCUAUGCCAAACCAGAGAAAUCCAACCAAACCCUGGUCACCGUGGCGUACGUAUUAGCGGGGAUCUGUGGAGCCUGUAUUCUGCCUUUGUUUAUUCUCUUUAUUCAGUAUCAAUGGCGGAGUCAAAGUGUUACGACAAAAUGAAGAGACAGAAUUCUGAUGGAGAUUCUAAUGAUUUAAUUGAUGAACCAAACAUUAUGCACGAUUCUUAAUUAGAUGAUUUUGUCAUGAUAGCUUCUUCUAGUGAUGGGGGUUAAAUUUGUCUGUGGUAGAAAAUAACUAGAUAUUCUUUUUACAGGUGAAUAAUUAUUUUUAGAAUUGUAGUGGGAAGUGUUUUGCUUAAUUUUAUUUAAAAAGUUACUACAAUAUUCUGUAUUAAUCAUGUGUAUAUCCAUGCCAUCUUCAAGGUAUGUAUAGAAAUUUAGAUCCUAUUUGUAGAUGUCUGAUGCUAUAAUAAAAAAAAAUUCAUGUAGGCUAACGCACAAGGCAUAAUAUGGCUGUUUUGUUCAUAUACUAUUAGUUUGACUAAAUAUAUUUCAAUGGGGCACUAACAAUUUAUUAUAUUCAUUUUUUUGUAUGUGGAACAGAAAUGUUUGAAUACGUAAUGCCUGAUUUUAAAGAUUAUUGUUUGAUUUUAGUAACUCUAUAAUCUUUACUAAGACUUACUUAGUUUUGAUACAAAAUAAAUUUGUUCAAUCUGGUGAAAGAUUCAUAUUAACAAUGGUUGUAUAUGCUCUGAAUCAUGAAAAGUUGUAAUAAAUGAAUAUUUAAUGUCGACUCAUCUACUUGAUUUCCCUGUUAACUCUAUUAUAAAUGAAGUUUACAAACUGUUACCCAGUAUAUCUACUAGCCAUGUUAAAAAGUUUUUAAUGGUUUGUUUAUCUAUCAAGACAUUUUAUGUUGUUUUUUUUUUAUAUUUGAUUUCAGAUUAAACUGCUGAUGUCAUUGUUAUUAUGUUUAUGUGCAUGCAUCCAUAUUUGUCAUCAAACAUUUUUAUUCUCUUUAUUGUUAAAAAUGUAGAGCAUAUUUAUGGAAGUUAAUUAUUUUUUUAUAGGCAGCUACAGAUACUAAGCAUUGUUUGUGUAUGAGUAAAGCAGGACAUUGUUUGGGGCUCAAAGGAUUUAGAAUUAGAGUGGUGUAAACUGGUACUGUAGCCGAGCUAAAA